ACUUAAACAUGAAAAAAGAGGACCGUCCUCAGAAAAUCCAAAAGCACAAAAACAAACCCAAGAAAGACGUCGCGUCAUGUAAAGUCCAGAAAGUUGUCGACAUAAUAAAGCAAGAAGAUAAACAGAAAAAGAUCAAAUUGUUAGUGAAUAGAUUGGCCAAUUCCAUAUCCAGCCUGCCCGGGAUCACAAUAAAGAAAAACGGCUCUAAGACACACUCCAGUUUAACAAAUAUGAAAAUGAUCAAAAUAACAUCUAGCGCUGAAAUGCUCGCCAGCAAGCCAAAGAAUUGUUACCAACUUAAAAACGAGAAGAUAUUGAACAAGUGUCUCGAACUUCCAGCUGCUUCAGCGGUGAAAGAAAAACACAUUAACAAUUUAAAAACAAUAAUGCAGUAUUCAAAUUGUACACCAUUCAAAGGCAGGAACUUACUCGGUUACAUCUGUGCAUACUGUGAUCGUCCAUUCCCUGAUCCAUCAGACUUAAGAACUCAUACAGCUGCUGAGCAUAAAAACAAAACAAACUUAAACAUGAAAUGGGAACAUAACACUUAUGCAGUUAAAAUGGACAUAACCGAUUUAAAGUGCUUGUUGUGUGAUGGUGAAAUGGACAGUUUAAAGUCUUUGAGAGAACAUUUAGCGACUGCACAUGAUAAAGUAAUCUAUAGUGACAUUAAAGACCAUGUAGUGCAAUUCAGGCUGAAGAUAGGUGACGUGUACGACUGCUGUAUGUGUACAGCAAGGUACGAGACAUUUAAAUCUUUAACUCAGCAUAUGAACAGCCAUUACAGGAACUUUGAUUGCCCCAAGUGUGAUACUUCGUUUACAACCAAGCGAUCCUUGAUUGUACAUAGCGCUAUACAUAAAGAAGGAACAUUUAAGUGCAAUCACUGUGACAAAGUAUUCUCAACUUUAGUGAAGAAAAGAUAUCAUGAACGAUGUAGCCAUGAGAAACGUAACCGUGUAAGCCCAUGUCCGUAUUGCAAACUGGAAUUUAGCAGUUACUAUAUGAAAAAUGUACAUUUAACCAAAUUUCACAAUGUAGAACAUAAAUACAAGUGCAAUGUCUGCUUCAAAAAGUUUAUAUUGAAAAAUUUGUUGAUGCAACAUAUAAAAAAACAGCAUUUAAUGGAGAAAAAUGUAAUUUGCUCCGUCUGCGGUCACAAAUUCUUCAGUUCCAAGGGUUUGAAGAAUCACAUGCUCAAACACACCGGUGAGAAGAAUUAUAAAUGUCACGUAUGUAAUAAAGCAUAUGGUAGAAAGUAUACAUUGAACGAGCAUCUCCGUAUACAUAACAACGAUAGAAGGUUCCGUUGUGAAGUGUGUGCGAUGAGUUUUGUGCAAAAGUGCAGUCUAAAGAGUCAUCUGCUGUCCAACCAUGGUAUAAGUUUGGCUGCUAGUGAAAUAUCGGCUAGUGGACGAACGCAACAAAGUGUAGAAAGCGAACCGGGUAGUGUUUCUCCUUGUUAGAUUUUUGUUUUUUGGCCACAUGCUAUCGGUGUUAUAAAAUUUUCCCUUACGACAUUUCAAAAUUAGAUACAUUAACAAAAUUAUUA
Molecule: messenger RNA, 1552 nt
Organism: Hyposmocoma kahamanoa
Lineage: Eukaryota; Metazoa; Arthropoda; Insecta; Lepidoptera; Cosmopterigidae
Product: zinc finger protein 28-like
Exons: 2
Coding region: 9-1466 (485 amino acids)
Molecular function (GO): RNA polymerase II cis-regulatory region sequence-specific DNA binding; DNA-binding transcription factor activity, RNA polymerase II-specific
Source: RefSeq, a predicted model, not a curated record